AUGAUGAGCCUUCAAACACAGAUCAAUAUUGAUAAUCAAAGAGAGGUUAUGGAAGCAAUGGGCUUGAUUCAGAAUCAGCUAGUUGAAAUUCAAGGCAGAAUGAGAAGAACAUAUGCUGAAAGACUGGAGUAUGCUGACUCUAUCGCAAGGAAAUUUCAAGCUGAAGAGAAUGCAAAAGAUGCUGCUGAGAAAGAGCAGAAUACCAUUACUCAGGGCAAUGCUGUUAGAGACAGAAGAGGUGACGGUGUAACAACCGGAACCAGAUCUAAGCGAAUGUCAACAAAUGAUGAAAACCAGAGGCCAACUAAAAGAGGCGGAGAUCGAAGCGGUGGUGAUCACGGAAGCCGAAGCAGCGGUGAUCACGGAGGUCGAAGUAGUGGUGGUGAUCGCGGAGGUCGAAGUAGUGGUGGUGAUCGCGGGGGUCGAAGUACUGGAAGUGAUCGUGGAGGUCGAACUGGCGGAAGUGGUUGUGGUGGACGCAGUCUUCCUCCGCUCCAGAACCUGCUGACUGCCGAAGGGAUGAGCGGUGAAGGAUUCACCUAUCCAAUUGAUCCUCGAUGUUUAUGUAAGAUGGAUGAACAAGUUUUACUUCUUAUCUAUAUGAUGAAUGCGUAA
Molecule: messenger RNA, 615 nt
Organism: Impatiens glandulifera
Lineage: Eukaryota; Viridiplantae; Streptophyta; Magnoliopsida; Ericales; Balsaminaceae
Product: keratin, type I cytoskeletal 9-like
Exons: 2
Coding region: 1-615 (204 amino acids)
Source: RefSeq, a predicted model, not a curated record